AUGUCUCACAUCGAUCCUUCCUUUCUCAUUCAGGCUGUCUCGGCUGUUCCCCUCAGUUCAUCGACAUCAGCUCAUCUGUUAGCGGUGCACACCCGGCUUCUCCAUGAGGAGUCCAAGUCAUUGAGUGUCCUACAGAAGAAAGAUCACUGCGGAGCCUGUGGUAGCAUUAGAAACGCCCAAUGGAGUAAAGUUACUAAAAUCAAGCCGAAAAAAAGCAAGCCUUUAAGCUCUGGAUCGGCAUCUGCGGGUGCCACAGUGUACAAGUGUUUACGCUGCCAGCAGCGGACAGUGCUACCUCGAAGGAAUUCAAGGAAGCCUGUCUCGAAACCUUCAUCUGGGGUAACUACGGUUACAUCUACUCGAGGGUCAACUCCUGUAGGGGUUGACGUGAAAGGUUCGACGCAGGCCUCAUCGGAUCCCAAGGCAGGUGACAACCAGAACAGCAAGAAGAGAGCCAAAGCAAGGAAGCAAGGUGGCCUUCAAGCUCUUCUAGCCUCCAAACAACGUGCCCAACCGUCACUCGAUCUGCUCGACUUUUUGCAGUAG
Molecule: messenger RNA, 546 nt
Organism: Penicillium verrucosum
Lineage: Eukaryota; Fungi; Ascomycota; Eurotiomycetes; Eurotiales; Aspergillaceae
Product: ribonuclease P Rpr2/Rpp21/SNM1 subunit
Exons: 1
Coding region: 1-546 (181 amino acids)
Biological process (GO): RNA processing
Source: RefSeq, a predicted model, not a curated record